Messenger RNA from Arachis stenosperma, 1770 nucleotides. RefSeq lists its product as uncharacterized. Lineage: Eukaryota; Viridiplantae; Streptophyta; Magnoliopsida; Fabales; Fabaceae. The coding region runs from base 1 to 1770 and encodes 589 amino acids. The transcript is spliced from 3 exons. The record is from RefSeq and is a predicted model, not a curated record.
AUGACGAUGGAAGGAUCUCGUCCGGUACGACAAACGUCGGUUCCGACCUCCCGCAUCGACUUCAACGCGGCCGAUUUCAAAACAACCUGCCCGAACUUAGACGACCUUGUUGUCAUCUCAGUCCACAUAGGAGAGUUAAUAAUAAAAAAGGUCCUGCUCGAUCCAGGAAGCAGCGCCGAUGUCUUGUUCUACUCAACCUUCAAAAAGAUGCACUUCAGCGACAACGCACUACAAUCGUCACCCGAAAAAUUGGUAGGGUUCUCUGGAGAAAAGGAUAACGCAGUAGGAACGAUAUACGUCGACCACAAGGAGGCAAGACAAUGCUACAACGCAAGCCUCAAAGUAGUCAAGAAGGAAGAAACACCUCGGAUACACACGGUGUACAACUCGAAAAAUAUACCAACUCUGGCCGAACUGGACCCUCGAAGUGACGACAGUCGUCCCAAUAGUGACUUCGAAAAAUUUGAAUCAAUGAUGUUUCUCAAUAGUGACUUCGAUCCCAUCUUGUGCCGAUCUUUUCCAACCUUCUUAGAUGGAGCUGCUUUAUUAUGGUUUUCUAACUUACCUGCAGGAUCUAUAUCAAGCUUUGAAGAGUUUGCCAAACUAUUUAUAAAUUAUUUUGCAGCAUCCAAAAUCUACGUGCGAGACUCAAACUAUCUCAGUACGAUCAAACAGGAACAACAUGAAAGCUUAAAGGAGUACAUGAUGCGGUUCACAGAAGCAGCUGUGCAAAUCCCCGAUCUUAACUCCGAAGUGCAGCUACACGCCAUCAAAAGCGAACUCUGUCCCGGAAAAUUCCAUGAAGCAAUAGAAGUGGCAAAAUCGAAAACGCUGGAGGAGUUCCGAGAAAAAGCCCAGGGUCAAAUUGAAAUUGAAGAGCUCAGGGAGGCCAGAAGAAACAAAAGGCCGACCAAAAAAGAAGAGGAAAGGCCACACCGACCUACAAGUAAAGACCCCCGAAAACCAUUCAAACUAGCGCCGAAGUUCGACUCGUACACAAAAUUCAACACAAAAAGGGAGGACAUAAUCAAGGAAAUUCUGCACAACAAACUGAUCAAACCACCUAUCAGAGCAGGGUCAUACCAAGAUCAAAAGUAUGUGGAUCGAAGCAAGCACUGUGCUUUCCAUCAAAAGUUCGGUCAUACAAUAGACGAGUGUGUGGUGGCAAAAGAUCUACUUGAAAGGUUGGCGAGACAAGGACUUUUAGACAAAUAUAUCUCGUCAAGAAAGCAACACAACACACAAAGAGAAGUAGAAAGAGAAAGCAAGCAAAAACAAGUCGUAACACCCCCAUCCAAGGGGAUAAUCAAUUACAUUUCAGGAGGCUUCGCUAGCGGCAAAAAUACCACUUCAGCAAGGAAAAGAAGCUACCGAGCAAUGAUGACGAUGGAAGGAUCUCGUCCGGUACGACAAACGUCGGUUCUGACCUCCCACAUCGACUUCAGCGCGGCCGAUUUCAAAACAACCUGCCCAAACUUAGACGACCCUGUUGUCAUCUCAGUCCACAUAGGAGAGUUAAUAAUAAAAAAGGUCUUGCUCGAUCUAGGAAGCAGCGCUGAUGUCUUGUUCUACUCAACCUUCAAAAAGAUGCACUUCAGCGACAACGUACUACAAUCGUCACUCGGAGAAUUGGUAGGGUUCUCUGGAGAAAAGAAUAACGCAGUAGGGACGGUAUAUGUCGACCAUAAGGAGGCAAGACAAUGCUACAACGCAAGCCUUAAAGCAGUCAAGAAGGAAGAAAUACCUCGGAUACACAUGGUGUACAACUAG